Molecule: messenger RNA, 279 nt
Organism: Sphenostylis stenocarpa
Lineage: Eukaryota; Viridiplantae; Streptophyta; Magnoliopsida; Fabales; Fabaceae
Source: the annotation of a GenBank genome assembly
AUGCAGGAGAUGAAACCUAAACCUAAGGAGCCACAGCUACCCUUAUUGAACAUUAUAAUGGCUUCAGAGGAGGUCUCUUUUGAUGCUAGCAACAGCCAAGGAAACUCUUCCCCAGAAAUCCCUCCUACCAAAUCCAACAUGGGGAAAGAACUAGCCAGGAGAGCUCUCUUAAGGUCUCAUCUACGCAAAAAUGGGAGAAGAAAAGUUGCAAGUAACAGUGCUAAAUCAUUGCCAAGCAGGUUAAGUAAAGUUUCUCUGGGAGAAGAUUCUGCUGAAUAA